AACGUUUAAUUCUGAUUCUGUAUAUAUUUAUAUAUUUUAAUCUGAUAAUAUAUUAUGGAAGAAAAGAAAGAGACAUAAGACCUUGUUUAAUUAAAAAAGGAAAUGCUUGGAACAGCCAUCAUAAAAGUAACAUUUAUUAUGAAAUAAAGGAUACAGAUAUGAGUCCUGAUAUGCUUUCAGAAGUUUAAGAUUCGAUAGUUUCAGGAAUAGAAAAUAACUCAUCUCCAGUUUUAUCUAUCGAAGUAUAUUAAUUAUUCAUUUUAUUUAAGAAUGCAUGUAAAACCAUUAAAGAAGCACUUGAAAAGAAAUAUGGUCCAACUUGGCAAGUUAUUAUAGGUAAUCUGAAAUUUUAUCAAAUAAAGGUGAGGGAUACGCUUAUGAUGUUACAGUUUAAAACAAUACAAGACUAUUUAUGUUCUAUAAUGGUAAUUUGGCUUGUCUAGUGUUCAAAUCAUGAUGCA
This is a messenger RNA of Paramecium sonneborni, 461 nucleotides long. Lineage: Eukaryota; Ciliophora; Oligohymenophorea; Peniculida; Parameciidae. The record is from the annotation of a GenBank genome assembly.